Messenger RNA from Solanum dulcamara, 5237 nucleotides. RefSeq lists its product as uncharacterized. Lineage: Eukaryota; Viridiplantae; Streptophyta; Magnoliopsida; Solanales; Solanaceae. The coding region runs from base 360 to 5060 and encodes 1566 amino acids. Gene Ontology annotation, molecular function: 4 iron, 4 sulfur cluster binding; methyltransferase activity; FMN binding. The record is from RefSeq and is a predicted model, not a curated record. Gene Ontology annotation, biological process: wybutosine biosynthetic process. The transcript is spliced from 18 exons.
UUAAUUAGUAAAGAUAACAGUCGCUAAUCACAAAAACAAAUACAACAAACCCCAGAUUAAAGACCAUUAAUUACUUUCUAAACUAAGGUAAUCUAAUCUUUUAUGUUUAAAAAGCAUCCUUUUACCCAUAUGGCCAUAUAUAGUGACUGCUCUUCUUAUAUCCAAAACAGAACAAUUUUUAAAUCUACUAACGAAUCUUGACUUUUACUGUACUUUCUUUAGUUAGAACGUUACUUCACUGUCAUUUCUCUCUUCAGCUGCCAAGAUUCUUGUUUUGGGGUCUAAAAAGAUUGUGGCUUCUUUUGUUUUUGUGUAAUUCUGAUUUCUGGGUAUGUCUCUGAUUUUAGUUUGAGUUUCAAAUGAGGAAGCACAACACAGCUUUAACAAGAUUUGGUCGAAAGGUAAAAGGUUCAUAUCAAUCUUAUGGUCUUGGUGUAAAGUUAGCUGCAGUAGUAAUCUUGGGUCUUUGUUUUAUAUUCAUUUGGUCUGUUUUUUCACCUUCUUCUUAUUCAGUAGCCUAUCAAAGGGACACUUUUGAUGAUAUUAGAGAACCUAUAUCAUCUGCAAAUAGGAAAAAGGUCACAUCUUUGGUUCCUUCAACCAAGAAAGAACAACCCCAUAACAAGAAAUUGAAACAUAGAUCAAGUUCAGGUGAGAAAAAGAAAAGGGGUGAUAGGUCUUCUUUGCCUUCAAAAUCUGGUAGUUGGCAUAGAAAUGAGAAAAGUGGAGUUGAUAGGAAGAGAAAGGGUGAGGAUCUGAAGGUACCCAAAAAGGUUGAUGAGGUAAAGGAUCAAGAUUUGGAAGGAUCUGAAACUGAGGAGUUGCAGAAGGAGAAUGAAGAAGUGAAAAUAGAAAAUGAUAAACAAGAAGAAAAGAAAAAAGGAGUUGAAGUUAAAGAGAAUGAGAAAGAAAAAGCAGAAAAUAAUAGUAAACAAGAAGGAGAAGAAGAUGAAGGAGUGGAUGGUAAAGAGAAUGAGAAAGAGGAAAUAGAAAGUAAUAAAGGAGAAGGAGAAGGAGAAGGAGAAGGAGAAGGAGAAGAAACAGUAGAUGGUAAUGAAGGUAAUGGUGAAUUAGCUAAUACUGAGGAGUUGGAUCAAGAGGCAUCUGAGAAAAUGGAGGAUGAGGAGGAGAAAUCUAGAAAUAAUGGGAAGAAGAAUAAGAAUUUAGGACCAUUAUUUGAUCCAAAAGCACAUUAUACUUGGAAUUUGUGUAGCACUAGAAGCAAGCACAACUACAUUCCCUGCAUUGACUUUGAAAGUGCAAGUGGAAAGUUGCAGAAUUAUCGGCAUCACGAAAGAAGUUGUCCUAAAGCACCUCAAAUGUGUCUUGUUCCCCUUCCUCCUGAUGGUUAUCAGACUCCAAUAAGCUGGCCUGAGAGUAAGUCAAAGAUACUUUAUAAAAAUGUGGCACACCCUAAACUAGAGGCGUUUGUUAAGAAAGGGAGCUGGGUGGUGGAGUCUGGAGAAUAUCUCACUUUUCCGAUGAACCAAUCUAUACCCAAAGGUGGAAUUCAACACUACCUAGAUUUCAUAGAAGAGAUGGUACCAGACAUUGAAUGGGGGAAGAAUAUCCGUGUUGUGCUGGAUAUUGGAUGUAAAGAUUCAAGCUUUGGGGCUUCUCUACUUGAAAAAGACGUGUUAACACUUACUCUAGGCUUAAAAAAUGAUCUUGUGGAUCUAGCACAAGUUGCACUUGAGCGUGGUUUUCCAGCAGUAGUUACCUCAUUCAGAACUCGGAGGCUUCCCUUUCCUAGUGGUGUCUUUGACGCUAUUCACUGUAACGAUUGCCAUGCAUCUUGGCAUUCUAGCGGGGGAAAGCAUCUUAUAGAGAUGAACAGAAUUUUGAGGCCUGGAGGUUAUUUAAUUUUGUCUUCAAAGCACAGUAGCAUUGAAGUUGAAGAAGCCAUGUCCACGCUGACAGCGUCAAUUUGUUGGAACAUCCUCGCUGAUAAAACUGAUGAAAUCAGUGAUAUCAGGAUUAAAUUAUACCAAAAACCGCAAGCAAAUGACAUAUAUCAAUUGAGAAGGAAAAAAGUUCCACCUCUAUGCAAAGCAAAUGAGAACCCAGAUGCUUCCUGGUAUGUGCCAAUUAAAUCUUGCUUGCACACAAUUCCUGAAUCCAUAGAACAACGAGGAACCGAAUGGCCUGAGGAGUGGCCAAAGAGACUUGAAACUUUUCCCGACUGGAUGAACAAUAGAGAGAAAUUGAUAGCAGACAGUGAGCACUGGAAAGCUAUUGUUGACAAUUCUUAUCUAGCUGGCUUGGGUAUUGAUUGGUCCAACAUUCGAAAUGUAAUGGAUAUGAAAGCCAUCAAUGGAGGAUUUGCAGCAGCUCUUGCACAGCAGGAGGUGUGGGUGAUGAAUGUUAUUCCUGUACAUGCACCAAACACCCUUCCAAUAGUAUUUGAACGAGGACUUCUUGGCAUGUACCACGAUUGGUGCGAGGCUUUUGGUACCUAUCCAAGAUCAUACGACCUUCUACAUGCAGAUCAUCUCUUCUCAAGACUUAAGAACAGGUGCAAGCAUCCCAUUGUGAUUGUGGUUGAGAUGGACCGUAUAUUACGGCCUGGUGGCUGGGGAAUUAUACGUGACAAGGUCGAAAUACUUGAUCCACUAGAGAAAAUAUUGAGAAGCUUGCACUGGGAGAUACGAAUGACUUUCGUGAAAGACAAGGAAGGCAUCCUUUGUGCACAAAAGGCAAUGUGGAGACAACAAAAACCUUCAGCAUUGUCAAAAAGAUUCAUGUUUACUGAUCCUGAUAAUGGAAAAUUCAUGAUCAAUGAUGGUGACUACCUAGUUUCCAGGCUGGGCAAUAAAACUGCCACAUGCACUGGGGAUAAAAUAUUCAUGUUUACUGAUCCUGAUAAUGGAAAAUUCAUGAUCAGUGAUGGUGAUUACCUAGUUUCCAGGCUGGGCAAUAAAACUGCCACAUGCACUGGGGAUAAAUAUAUAGGGUUUGGGAGGGAUAUUUUUGGAGAAAAGGCUGAUGGGUUUAGUGCCAAAGCUUCAAGUUAUACAAAAAUGAUCAAAUCUCCUUCGCUUGUAAGAACAAAUUCUAAAAUACCCAUCAUGUCCCUAUCACUGUCUUCUUACCCCACGCGCUUCGCCAUCCUCACUCUCCUCUCCGCCACCACACUCUACUUCUUCUACAAAUCACGCCGUCAUCUAUCCAAACGCCUCAAAUCCUUAAACCCCACUUGCCAAAACCCUAAUCCUAAAACCCCAAGAGGCAAAAUCUUCUUUAUAUCCCAAACCGGCACUUCUAAAACCCUUGCAAAUAGUCUUCACAGUUUGUUAAACCUUAACGGGUUUGAAUUCGAUCUUGUUGACCCGAAAGAUUACGAGCCUGAGGAUUUGCAUAAAGAAAGCUUUGUAGUUAUUGUAGCUUCUACGUGGGAAGACGGGAAACCACCUCCAAAUGCUGGGUUUUUUGUUGAUUGGUUAACUGAGAGUGCUGAUGAUUUCAGGGUUGGAUCUUUGUUGCUUAGCAAGUGUAAAUUUGCAAUCUUUGGAGUUGGGAGUGGGUCUUAUGUUGAAACAUUUAAUGCUGUGGCUCGUGAUUUUUCGAAGAAGUUGAGGAAACUUGGUGGGGUUGAGGUUUUAGAGGUGUGUGAAGGUGAUGUCGAUGAGGGUAAUUUGGAUGAGGUUUUUGGUAAGUGGAGUAAGAGGGUUGUUGGGGUUUUGAGUAAUUUGGGUGAGAAUGGUGGGUAUAUGGAGAAUGGAGUUGGUGAUGGUAGUGAAGAUGAAGCUAUGAGCGAAGGAGAUGAUGACGAGGAAGAUGAUGAUGAGUUUGAAGAAAAUGACGAGGGGUCAGAAAUUGUUGAUCUCGAGGAUAUUGCGGGUAAAGGGCCUUCAAGAAAGAAAGGAGUUGGAGAUAAGUUAGUUAAUGGGAAGGUGAAUGGUGGAACUGUGAACGGAGAGAAGGCAAUGGUAACUCCAGUUAUUAGGGCAAGUUUGGAAAAACAGGGAUAUAAAAUAAUUGGUUCGCAUAGCGGUGUGAAACUUUGUAGAUGGACAAAAUCACAACUUAGAGGGCGCGGAGGUUGCUAUAAGCACUCAUUUUACGGCAUUGAGAGUCACAGGUGCAUGGAGGCCACUCCAAGUUUAGCAUGUGCGAACAAAUGUGUUUUUUGUUGGAGACAUCACACAAACCCUGUUGGGAAGAGCUGGACGUGGAAAAUGGAUGAUCCUAUUGAGAUUGUCGACACAGCUAUAGAUUUGCAUACCAAAAUGAUAAAACAGAUGAAAGGCGUUCCAGGUGUUAAAGCUGAGCGCUUGUCUGAGGGUCUUUCUCCUAGGCAUUGUGCCUUGUCACUGGUUGGUGAGCCUAUUAUGUAUCCAGAAAUAAAUUCACUUGUAGAUGAGCUGCACAAGAGGCGGAUUUCGACUUUUCUUGUAACGAAUGCGCAGUUUCCUGACAAGAUUAAGUUAUUGAAACCAAUCACACAGUUGUAUGUCAGCGUAGAUGCUGGUACAAAGGACAGCUUAAAAGCAAUUGACAGACCACUGUUUGGAGACUUCUGGGAACGAUUUCUUGAUUCCUUGAAAGCUCUCAAGGAGAAGGAGCAAAGAACUGUUUACCGUUUGACACUCGUUAAAGGGUGGAACACAGAAGAUGUGGAUGCAUAUUCUAGUCUAUUCAGCAUUGGAAAACCUGAUUUCGUUGAAAUCAAAGGUGUCACUUAUUGUGGAUCGUCGGCUACAUCAAAGUUGACAAUGGAGAAUGUCCCUUGGCAUUCUGAUGUGAAGGAAUUCUCUGAGGCCUUGGCUAAAAAGAGCAAUGGGGAGUAUGAGGUUGCUUGUGAGCACGUGCACUCUUGCUGUGUUCUUCUGGCUAAAGUCGAUAAGUUUAAGAUAGACGGACAAUGGUUCACGUGGAUAGACUACGAGAAGUUCCAUGACCUGGUAGCUUCUGGAAGACCCUUUACGAGUAAGGAUUACAUGACUCCUACACCAUCUUGGGCCGUCUAUGGAGCUGAGGAAGGCGGGUUUGAUCCAGAGCAAUUGCGUUAUAAGAAAGAACGGCACCACAGAUCAUCUCGUAGGGAAAAUGGUUCUUGAAAGUUGCACAAGUUGUCACUGAUAUGAAAAUUGGCCUCGUCAGUUGUGACUGAGGCUUUUCUUUGAGCUGUUAUAAUCAAAUCAUCUGUAUUACUUAGCAAUGUAGGAUACGAAUACCAUUUUUAGACACAGUUGUACAUUUGAAUACUAAUGCUUAUAAGCUCAAUUACGACUGAA